Xiphias gladius (swordfish) is the source of this 3018-nucleotide messenger RNA. It is a transcript of the gene galnt11, whose product is annotated as UDP-N-acetyl-alpha-D-galactosamine:polypeptide N-acetylgalactosaminyltransferase 11 (GalNAc-T11). Bases 307 to 2061 code for a protein of 584 amino acids. The record is from RefSeq and is a predicted model, not a curated record. NCBI's taxonomy places the organism in Eukaryota, Metazoa, Chordata, Actinopteri, Istiophoriformes, Xiphiidae. Gene Ontology annotation, biological process: regulation of Notch signaling pathway. The transcript is spliced from 12 exons. Gene Ontology annotation, cellular component: Golgi apparatus. Gene Ontology annotation, molecular function: Notch binding.
UUGUCGUGAAAGUAUUGAGCGGAAGUCACGUGGUGUGUGUUGCCUGACUUGACGCCGUCUGUGAAGAAACUUGUGUCGGUGCCGCGGACGCACCGACGGCGUCUGUGAUGACAGAGCGAAGGUAGACGGUCCAUCUGCCGCUGCGGCUACGCUCAGAACUCCGUUGGAAAUACUGCUAAUUUCAACCGCAGCGGCUAACCGACCUGCAACCUGACGGCGUUCAACCAGCUGGCCGGAGUGCCGCCGAGCAAACUGCUACGAGCUCACGAACCCAGCGUAAUGUAAGGCGAUGCUCACUCGGCCACCAUGGCCAGUGUCACGCUGCGGUACUUCUGUUAUGGCUGCCUCGUUACCUCGGCGACCUGGUCCGUCCUCCUCUUCCUGUACUUCUCUCUGGGGGCCGAGCCCGGCCACGGCAGGACCCCCCUGCAGCACCGCAGCCAGCCAAUCACCGGGGGCCUGGCCGAGCGGAGGGCAGGGCGUCGGCCUCUGCCGGCCAAUAAGGGGGCGCAGCUGUCGCCAGAGAUGGGGAUGAUAUUUAACGAGGCAGAUCAGGAGGUCAGGGACACCGGCUACCAUCGACACGCCUUCAACGUCCUCAUCUCCACCAGACUGGGCUACCACAGAGAGCUGCCCGACACCAGAGACUCCCAGUGUCGGGAUGUGGUGUAUCCUCUGGCUCUGCCUUCUGCCAGCGUAGUGAUCUGUUUCUUCAAUGAGGCGUUCUCUGCCCUGCUGAGGACCGUCCACAGCGUGCUGGACCGAACGCCGGCCUACCUGCUGCACGAGAUCAUCCUGGUGGACGACCACAGCGAGCUCGAGGAGCUGAAGGACGACUUGGAUCAGUACGUCAGGGAGGAGCUGCAGGCGAAAGUUAAACUGGUGAGGAACCAGAGAAGGGAAGGACUCAUCAGGGGACGCAUGAUAGGAGCCUCACAUGCUACUGGUGAGGUGCUGGUCUUCCUGGACAGUCACUGUGAGGUGAACCAGGCGUGGCUGCAGCCUCUGCUGGCUCCCCUCCAGAAGGACCGCCACACCGUUGUCUGCCCCGUCAUCGACAUCAUCUCAGCCGAUACGCUCGCCUACUCGCCCUCCCCCAUCGUCCGAGGCGGCUUCAACUGGGGGCUGCACUUCAAGUGGGACCCUGUCCCCCCGUCUGAGCUCAACAGGCCUGAGGGAGCCACCGGACCAAUCAGGUCUCCCACCAUGGCAGGCGGUCUGUUUGCUAUGAACAGGAAGUACUUUAACGAGCUCGGCCAAUAUGACGCCGGCAUGGACAUCUGGGGCGGGGAAAACCUGGAAAUCUCCUUCAGGAUCUGGAUGUGUGGUGGUCAGCUGCUCAUCAUCCCCUGCUCCAGAGUCGGCCACAUCUUCAGGAAGAGGCGGCCGUACGGCUCACCUGGCGGGCAGGACACCAUGGCCCACAAUUCCCUGCGGCUAGCGCACGUAUGGAUGGACGAGUACAAGGAGCAGUAUCUGUCUCUGCGUCCAGAGCUGCGUGAGCGCGGUUACGGCGACAUCAGCGAGCGCGUGGCGUUGAGGAAGCGGCUGCAGUGUCGCUCGUUCCGUUGGUACCUGGACACGGUCUACCCCGAGAUGCAGACCGUCGCCAACGGCAAUAAGCAGCAGCCGCCGCUGUUCAACAACAAGGGCCUGAGACGGCCCAAGGUCCUGCAGCGAGGACGGCUUCGUAACCUAGCGACCGGGCGUUGUCUCGUGGCCCAGGGCCGAGCCAGUCAGAAGGGCGGAGCUGUCGUCCUGCGACCGUGUAACCCCCACGACCCCGAACAGGACUGGGCCUUUGAUGAGGAGGGUCAGCUGGUCCUGGCAGGUCUGCUGUGUCUGGACGUGUCAGAGGUCAGGACCUUUGACCCCCCCAGACUGAUGAAGUGUCACGGGUCAGGGGGGUCGCAGCAGUGGAGCCUGGGGAAGUCUAACCGGCUCUACCAGGUCUCGGUGGGUCAGUGUCUCUCCGUCGCCCAGCCAAUCGGGCCCAAGGGUUACGUCUCCAUGGCGAUAUGCGACGCCUCGCAGGCGCAGCAGUGGCAGCUGGAGGGCUGAGGGGGAGGACAUGCCACCUCCACGUGGCGGGCGGACGUCUUCAGUCCACUUUGGUUUUAAAGACAAUCAGGUUUUAUUGGCGGGAGGAGACGUGUGUUUGACGUGUUUGUCUUCGCCGUGGCCGUCGAGUCUUGAGUUUUUCUGCUCAUGACGACUUUAAUUAAGCGGAGUUGAUUUGGUUUUCAUGUUUUUAAAAGAUUCAUUUUCAACCUCAUCCCUGCUUUUAAAACGCAGACUGAAAAUAUGUUGGCAGGGCUGGAUGGAAACAGUCCUGAAAUAUCCUGGAAUAUCACGACGGUGCUUUCAAGUCAGACCUUGAAAGUCCUGUAAUGACCUGGAAAAUCUGGAGUUAACGCUAUGAAUUCCACAGUCAAAGAACCAACUCACUUCGGCUCAUUAUGGUCAGUUUUUAUUCCACCACAGUGAAACUACGGGGCAGAAGGGGUGAGAAGAAAUGGCUUUUAAAACAAAUUCCUCUGACUCUGUGUUUUAAUCGAAUCCUGGAAAUGUAGUAAAAACUGAAAACGACGAGCCAGUCGGACGGACACUAACGAAACAAUCACUGACAAACGACAUGUUGAUGUGAAACGUAUCAAUUUGAAGUCGGACGAUAUCAGGAUUACUUUGAAGGACUCGUGUGGAUCCACACGGUCUGGACCUCUGACAGUAUCACAGCAGCUGAGUCGAGUUUUUAAAGUUUGUCUCAUUUCGUCAUCAAUAAAUCUGCAAUUCACACACUGAAGUGUAAAUACGGUGACGGGGGGGGGGGGCUUGACUGGAACAGACCUGACAGGUGAUGAAAGAUAAAAACCUCUGAGUAAAAUGAUGAACAGAAUAUUAACUUUGUUUAAAUGAAUAAAAUGAGAUUGUCUUGCUUUUAUUUUUUUACAUGAGUUAGUUUCUCUGUUGACUCCUAUGACGGGUACAAACCGCCCGUGGAUUUCAUUAGCGCUGAAC